GCAUCUAGUGUAUGCCUCACACUGUGCCAGCGCCUCACAACCGUGGCCGUUAGCUGCUCACUUGCAACCGCCAGGACUUUGCCAGUAAGGUGGUUCUCGCUUGAAGUUGGGGGAAAGGUGACAAGAUGUGGAACACUGGCACCCGGGUGUUGCAGAACCUGAUGGCGGUGACCGUCACCGAGGCGUUCGUCGGUAUCGCCGUCUUCUCUGUGAUCUUCCUGCUGAUCCGCGCCUACAGAAGUAAAGUCCCCAAGGGUCUGAAGCCACUCCCGGGUCCCCCCAGCGUGCCCAUCAUCGGGCACACCUUAUCCCUGGGAGAAAACCCGCACCUGGCCCUCACCUCACUGGGUCAACAGUACGGAGACAUCUUCCAGAUUCAGAUCGGUACCCGGCCCGUGCUGGUCCUGAGCGGGCUGGACACCUUGAAGCAAGCGCUGAUCAAACAGGGCGACGACUUCGCGGGCCGCCCCAACCUCUACAGCUUCAAGUUCAUCAACAACGGCAAGAGCCUGACCUUCAGCAACGACUACAGCGAGGUGUGGAGGCUGCGCCGAAAGCUGGCUCAAAACGCGCUGCGCACUUUCUCCACGGAGGAGUGUAAGAAUUCCACGCAUUCGUGCCUCUUGGAGGAGCACGUCUGCAGCGAGGCGCGCCACCUCAUCCAGAUAUUCGCCGAGCAGAUGAAGAGCAGGGGCAGCUUCGACCCGAUGCGCUACAUCGUGGUGUCGGUGGCCAAUGUCAUUUGCGCCCUGUGCUUCGGGAAGCGCUACAGCCACGAAGACCAAGAGCUCCUCAACAUCGUCAAUGUCAGCGAUGAGUUCGGCAAAGUCGUAGCCUCUGGCAACCCCGCCGAUUUCAUCCCGAUCCUGAGAUUCCUCCCGAACUACUCGAUGGACAAGUUCAUCGCUAUCAACAAGAGAUUCAGCACUUUCGUUGAGAACAUCGUCAUGGAACAUUACCGCACAUUUGACAAGGAUAACAUUCGGGAUAUAACCGAUUCGCUGAUCGGUCACUGCCAGGAUAAAAAAGUGGACGAGAAUGCCAAUAUCCAAAUAUCCGAUGAAAAGAUUGUCAGCAUCGUGAAUGACUUAUUUGGAGCCGGUUUCGAUACCGUAACUACUGCGGUCUCCUGGUGUGUUAUGUACCUGGUCUACCAUCCUGACAUUCAGAAGAAAUUGUAUGAGGAAAUAGAUGGGACUAUUGGAAAGGACAGAAGCCCGAGGAUAACAGACAAGCCUUUAUUGCCCUACACUGAAGCUUUCAUCAUGGAGACCUUCCGACACUCAUCAUUUCUACCGUUCACCAUUCCUCACUGCACAACAAAAGAUACUGCAUUAAAUGGAUAUUAUAUCUCAAAAAACACAUGUGUUUUUGUGAACCAGUGGCAAGUGAAUCAUGAUUCAUCACUCUGGAAAGACCCAUUUGCUUUCCGCCCAGAGCGGUUUUUAAACGCUGAUGGAAAGACCACCAACAAAGUAGAAUGCGAGAAGGUGCUGCUGUUUGGCAUGGGCAAAAGGAGAUGUAUUGGAGAGGCUAUUGGCCGCAUUGAGAUCUUCUUGUUUCUCACCUCUCUCGUCCAACAAUUGCAAUUUGAGAAGAAACCCGGGCAGGACAUUGAUAUGACGCCACAGUAUGGUUUGACCAUGAAACCCAAGAGGUGUGAAGUGCAAGCCGUGCAACGCUUCUCUGCCAAGGCAGCACCUUAAUUCUGUAAGAAGUCAAUUAUGGACAGGAUACAAUUUGUAUAUUACAGAAACAUACCAACAUUAUGAGGGAACAGUUAUGCCUUAAAUGUUAUGUUUUCUCAUGAUCAGUGAAAUAUGCUGCUGCUGUGCCAUUGUUGCCUUGUAUUUAAAGUACCAAUGAAGAAGUAUCCUACUGUAUAAGCAGAAACGAAAACAAUAUGAAAAUGAAUUUUGUGAAUGUAUUCAUAAAUAACCCAUUUAAGAAAGUACUUGUAUUUUUAAAAAAUGAAAUAUUUUACCACAGAAAACCAUGUAUUAAGGGAACCAUAUAUGAGUGCUUCUUUAUACUGUAAAAAGGGAUUGAUUUUUAUACAUUUAAUCUCUGGUCAAAUGGAAUAAUUUGUUGCAGAGAUAAACGACUGUGUUUAUAUAGUAUAUCACGUUUUAUCGAUAAUUAAUGAACAUUUUACAACCAACCAACCAA
Molecule: messenger RNA, 2169 nt
Organism: Amblyraja radiata (thorny skate)
Lineage: Eukaryota; Metazoa; Chordata; Chondrichthyes; Rajiformes; Rajidae
Gene: cyp1a
Product: cytochrome P450, family 1, subfamily A
Exons: 7
Coding region: 126-1706 (526 amino acids)
Biological process (GO): hormone biosynthetic process; progesterone metabolic process
Molecular function (GO): iron ion binding; heme binding; oxidoreductase activity, acting on paired donors, with incorporation or reduction of molecular oxygen, reduced flavin or flavoprotein as one donor, and incorporation of one atom of oxygen
Source: RefSeq, a predicted model, not a curated record